Molecule: messenger RNA, 1225 nt
Organism: Drosophila guanche
Lineage: Eukaryota; Metazoa; Arthropoda; Insecta; Diptera; Drosophilidae
Product: dnaJ homolog subfamily B member 1
Exons: 4
Coding region: 53-1189 (378 amino acids)
Biological process (GO): cellular response to misfolded protein
Cellular component (GO): endoplasmic reticulum membrane
Molecular function (GO): Hsp70 protein binding
Source: RefSeq, a predicted model, not a curated record
GAGGAAGAAGCAGCGGCGGAAUAAACAACAAAAGCGCUAAGCAGCGGCAAACAUGGCGAGAAUGAGAGCCUAUAGAGAAGCCGCGUGGAGCGAGCACGGAGAUGAGGACCAUGAAGAAAUGGAGGAGAACGAGGAGUCCACCAUGGUGCGAUCGUGCCUCGAUCGUGUGGUGGCGGAUCUGUGCUGGGCCAACUACGAUAUUGCCCUGCAGCGUAUCAGCGAGUCGCUGUCCGGGACUACGGGUCGCGGACUAAUCGGAGCCCUGUUGGAGAUCAAAAACAUUGUGAUUCGAGUGCGCAUUAAUGCCGAUGGGGGACAGAGCUUUGGGCCCACCAACCAGUCAGCGGCACUGCCGCACGCCUUCACCGCCGAAAUGCUGGACGUUGUACAGAAAGUGCUGCGUUGCAGCAACCACUACGAGGUGUUGCGCCUCUCGCAGAAUGACACUUACUCCGAGGCCAAGCGCUCCUACAAGCGACUGGCACUGCGCCUGCAUCCCGACAAGAACCGCGCGCCAGGCGCCGAGAUGGCCUUUCGCCGCAUCAGCGAGGCUGUCGACUGCCUGACGGAUCACAAUAGGCGGCUGGAGUACACUCAGGACUUGUCCAUGGGUGACUCGAUGUACGACGAGUGGGAGUAUGCGGAGCAGGAGCAGCAGGAGGAAGAGGAGCUGGCGGCUGCACCGCGUCGCCCCUAUAUGGCGGCCAAUCAGCGCGUGCCACAGAGUCAGGUGUUCUUUCAGACGCAACAUCUGGCCGUUGGCAUGGUCUGCUCGCUGCUCUUUAUGUUCCUCGUCAUGCAUGUCCUCAGCACCGUGCCGGAGUACAGCUUCAGGCGGAGCAGCACCCACAGUGUGGCACGCUUCAGUCAUGCCCGAAAUAUUGCCUACUACAUGAGCCCCGAGAGUGCCGCCAAAUACACCGCGGAGCAGCGCGAGCAGCUGGAGCAGCAGAUCGAAAGCGUUUACAUUGAAGAGCUGAAACUGAACUGCCAGCAGGAGACCAGAUUGCGCGACACUCUGCUGCUGCGUGUGCUGCAGGCCGAUGUGCAAAAUAUGCGCCAACAUGCGGAGCACAUGCCAAUGCCAGCCUGCGAGGCGCUCCACAAGAUUGGACAGUCCAGCUUUAGGCCACUGCUGCAGUCCAGCCACACUAAGGAGAAGAAGGAGACAACUGCAGACAAGAAUUGAGUGACAUUUGAGGGGAUACUUGCACUCGUUUUUACU